GUCGAGCUCAUGAAGGUCCUCCCAGGCUACACGUACGUGUGCCAGCCGGCGGACGUGGCUUGGAACCGCCCGCUCAAGGAACACCUGCGCAACCAAUGGGUCCAGUUUCUCCUAGCACAAGUCCGCUCAUCAAGUCGCGAGGCGGCAUUCAAAAUGACCGCACCCUCAAGGUCUGACGUCAUCGCCUGGAUCAAGAGUGCAUGGACAUCUCUAACGACGGCCACAAUCAUCGGUGGCUUCAAGAAGGCGAGGCUCGUUGAACUACAAGAGCAGGAGGAACAGGCUACGCCCGAGCCAAAUUGGAGCGCGCUUAUCAGUCUUCUUCAGCAGGAGCGCGUGCCAAUGUGCAGC
This is a messenger RNA of Phytophthora sojae, 351 nucleotides long. RefSeq lists its product as hypothetical. The annotation marks the transcript as partial. The record is from RefSeq and is a predicted model, not a curated record. The transcript has a single exon. NCBI's taxonomy places the organism in Eukaryota, Oomycota, Peronosporomycetes, Peronosporales, Peronosporaceae. Gene Ontology annotation, molecular function: nucleic acid binding.